UCGUUCAUAAUUCUGGUGGCUGGGGAGUCGCCCCCGUGUUUACCAAGCAAUUGGCGCAUCCGAACUACCGGUAUCCAUCAGGAUGCCCACAGUUUAAUAGCGUACUGGUUACUACAAAACCGUGUUUCGCGAUUGCCAAAGUCCAAGAAAAUAAUAUACUACGCAAGGAUUCUAUAUUGGGAGAUUCGUGCUGGGACCAUCGCGCGUGAAGGGUUGUGCAUGAAAGUUCAGGUUCAUCGUGCCUUUGGCGGUAUCAUUGAUAUCUUCCGCCAAGUUCUACUUCAAGAACAAUAACAAACGAAGCCCCUGCUAGUGCUUAUCUCUUUCUUUCUGGUAGCAUCAGCUUGCCUUCUUAUGUACCUGGAAAAAGCUUAAUAAGUUUGCCGCGAUGAGCAGCAUCUCCUUGCGUGGAUGUUCUCUGGAGCUUUUCAUCAACUCACCCGGUUCCCGUCUAGGCCAAUGGUCCCAAUUCCAUUCCUUUUCAUCCCCUAAUUUACUUUCUAGCAGAUGUGUCGCAACAUUCUUCGGUAUCUCUCGUCACGAUUGAAGGUAAUGUAUCCUUAGGUAGGUACCUCAUUACCUAGGGAGCAGAGCUUUACCCCGCCACGCCCGCCAACCGAACCUUGUGCUUAGCGAACUGGGGCUCAACCCCAAGAAAACCGCAAUGACGAACUUCCAAGCCUCUACCGGUCUUGGGACAUUGAACGACCUCCCUACUUAGGCAUAGUAUCACAGAGUUCACAAUCUUGAACCCUCACGAACCGCGUCGUAGCCUUGAAUGGAGUGGCUCUCUCCAAGCAUCCUUCCCAGAAUUCCGGCACAUAAAGUGGACUGCUUGUGAGAUGCAUUUCUCUUUCCUCCCACCUUCUCUCCAUCUCUUACGCAUCCCCUCAAUCUCUUAUGCCAUUGUGAGGUGAAACUUCUGGCAAUAAUCGUACGCCAUCAUGUUUGGAAUCGUCAAGAUGCCUGUCCGUCUCUCCGCGCUGCUUUCUGUCGGUUUUGCGGUUGCUGCUGCUGCCUCCAACAAAACAAUCGCCGCCGCUGAGAUAACAUCUCGGGAGUCGCACAUUUUGUCCGGUCCGCUGCGUGUCACCGAACUUACUUUCAGCGUGCCGUUGAACUAUGAUGAUCCAGAGGGCGAGAAAAUCACCCUUUUCGGUCGAUCUGUCGCCAACUACGAGGUUCCCAUCGUACCUUCAGACGAAGAGGAGGAAUCUCUUCCGUACUUGGUCAUGUUAGCUGGCGGACCCGGAUUUGGAAACCCAGAGCCACAGAACGCCCCUCUGACCAGUAUGGCUCUCGAGCAAGGUUAUCAGGUUCUUUAUCUCGAUCACCGUGGCACUGGCUUGAGUACACCCGUUUCCACAAACAUGCUGAAGGAGCGGGGUGGCGAAGAUGCUCAGGUUGACUAUCUUCGACUCAUGCGCCAGGACAAUACAGUCAAUGACUGCGAGGCUGUGCGAAAAGCUUUGAACGAGGGCAUGUCCGAAAACAAGGCGAAAUGGUCAAUCUUUGGCCAAUCAUAUGGCGGAUUCGUCGCCCUCAGCUACCUUUCCUUCCAUCCCGAAGGUCUUAGAGAGGUAUUCUUGACCGGCGGAUUAGCUCCUGUUGGCAAAACCGCAGAGCAAGUAUACCAGGGCUUGUACCCGCGUGUUAUGAAGCAAAACUCCAUAUUUUACAAGAAAUAUCCCGAGGACGUCGCAAAUGUCCGCCAAAUUGCCGGAUUUAUCGAGAAGCAGGGCGGAAGCGUCGAUCUCCCAGCUGGCGGAAGCCUAACUGUCCCUCGCCUUAUGACUAUGGGCAUUGACUUCGGUGGUGCCGGUGGAUUCGAAAACGUUCAUGCAACCAUCAAGAAGAUGAAAAUGUCCUUGGAUCAAUUCGGUUUCCUCACCCGCGCCUCUCUCACCCCAAUGGAGACUUUCACGACCUAUGACGACAACAUCAUCUACGCUAUUAUCCACGAGGCUAUCUACUGCGAUGGGCCCAAUGAUGCCUCUAACUGGGCUUCUGACCGCGUCGCUAGGGACCAGAAUCUCUUCUCUUGGUUGUCCUCGAACGGCUCUGUUUCCACCAACUCGAGCGAGCCCCUUCUCUUCGCGGGCGAGAACAUCUUCCCCUUCUUCUUCGACACGUACCCAGAACUCAUUCCACUCAAGGGCGUCGCCAACAAGCUCGCUGCCAUCGAUGAUUGGACCCCCAUCUAUGACGAGGAGCAACUGGGCAAGAACGAUGUUCCUGUGUACGCUGUCUCUUACAUCGAUGAUUUAUACGUCGAUUAUGAAUAUGCGAAAGACACGGCGAAGCUUCUUAAAAAUGUGAAAACGUGGGAAACUAAUGGCAUCACUCACUCAGGUCUGAGGACAAACACUGAAGAGGUCCUAACCGCAUUGUGGAAACUUCGCAACGAUGUGUGA
Molecule: messenger RNA, 2414 nt
Organism: Periconia digitata
Lineage: Eukaryota; Fungi; Ascomycota; Dothideomycetes; Pleosporales; Periconiaceae
Source: the annotation of a GenBank genome assembly